CCCCUGCAUCCCACUAUUGAUUUGUCUGCAAAAUCUUACCCUUAGGUGAGUCUCUUCAAAUUGGGGUGAUUUCCCUAAAUUAUGGUCUAUGAAACCGUACCAAAUAUCGUACCGUAAAAGUUAGCAUUAUGAUAUUUUAUAAUAAAACCGUGGUUUAACCCUAGUUUAACCGUUAAAUUCCGCCUAUUGGUUUAGUCUCCGAUACUGGUAUUUCGUGAUUGAACCGCCGGUACGGUACGAUUUCAUGGACCAUGCUCUAAAUACAACAUUAAUUAAAGUUAAUUCCCAGAAUACAUAAGAUUUUUAAAAAUUUUCCCAAAUUACCAAAGUUUCAAAGGGUUCGAGUCCUUAAAACUCAAACAACACACUGGAUCGACUCUCAAGAACUCGAACUAAAAGCGGAUCGAGUGUGCAAAACUCGAUCAAUGUAGAUCAAUUUUGGAGGACUCGAUCAACACAGUUCGAUGACAAAGGACUCGAUCAAAACAGAUAGACUUUUGAGGACUCGAUCCAGUAGAUCGAUGCCAAAGAAGUCGCUCAUCACAAACAACUUUAGAAGACUCGAUCCGCAUCUGCAAUAGAUCGAUGGUUUAGGACUCGAACAACACUAGUUCGGUUGCCCUGGCCUCGAACCACUGUUUAAUCUUCUUUCGUCCAAACACAGACUGCAGCAGCUGGAGCACCAUAGCUAAGUAAAGAAGAAAAAUUUUGGAGGUAAUUUCUGCUUAUGUUGUUGAAUUAAUGAACAUUAGAAUUUUGGAUUAAUUUAGUAUUGUUUGAACUGUAUGAAAUGGGCUGCUUCUAUGAACUGCAUAAAUGGGUAGAAAUUUUCAAAAAUUUGACCUAUUGAUUCGGUGGAAUGGUCGAAUUACACAUUUUCAGAAUAGUAUUGACUACGAAGAUGAUGAAUCAAGUACUGUCCGGAUUGAGAGCGUAUUUACUUGGCAAGAACUCAACCACAUUUGUGCAGAACGAUGUUGCAUAGGGGGGUGAAGAGUAUGCAAGAUGACUUACCGUAUGCCGGUUUACAAGAAUUAUGCAUUUGUAUAUGAAGGAUCAGUUCUGUCUGACGAUGAUGACAUUAAUAUGAUGGUGAGAUUUAUUGCAGAAAACAUAUUUCCAUUUGCUGAGGUGUAUGUCGAUACAGAAGUUGUUGGCCAAUAUGGUGGUGGCGGUUAUACCAAACAAGGUGAAGGAUCGGGAGGGAUUUCCGGUUCAGGAGAUUUUAGAGUUCUGCAUGAUGUACCAUGGCCAAGAUAUGAGGAUCGAACUGCACCUGGUCCAUUCGCGGAACAUGAUGGACAGGAAUGGCCAGUAUGGGGUGAAGAAUGAGAUUGCAUAAGGGCACCCAGACAGGCACCCAGACCAGCAUCUGGCAUCAACAAUGAUCCAUAUGUGGAUAAACCAAGUCCUCCGUACACUAGCGAGACAAGCGACGUGGAAGAUGAAGAUUUAGAAUCAGCGAGUAGUUUAGAUGGUGAAGAUGUGGAAGUUGAUGAGGGGGAAUUUGAGCCCCCAACACCUCACUACACGAUGGUACACACAUCCUCUCUAUGCUCACAACGACGAUCUUUACCUACCUCCUAUACCUAUAUGGAAUCCUGAUUUUGGGUUCGUGGUUGGUCAAACAUUUGGAGGAAAGCCUCAGGUGGUUGAUGCAUUUAAAGAAACUGCUAUGCGAAGAAGCUUUCAAUAUCGUGUCAUCACUUCCGACACUAAACAAAUUCAUGUUCGUUGC
Messenger RNA from Linum trigynum, 1738 nucleotides. The record is from the annotation of a GenBank genome assembly. Lineage: Eukaryota; Viridiplantae; Streptophyta; Magnoliopsida; Malpighiales; Linaceae.